Molecule: messenger RNA, 1421 nt
Organism: Telopea speciosissima
Lineage: Eukaryota; Viridiplantae; Streptophyta; Magnoliopsida; Proteales; Proteaceae
Product: peroxisomal nicotinamide adenine dinucleotide carrier-like
Exons: 11
Coding region: 209-1240 (343 amino acids)
Biological process (GO): transmembrane transport; nucleotide transport
Source: RefSeq, a predicted model, not a curated record
ACUACUCAUCUCCGAUAGAGAACGACAUGAAAUUAGAUCACUACAGCCAAACUCUGAGAUAUUCAUGCACGUUUUUUGAUCCAGCCCGUCUCUUUCCCUCUCUCCAUGUCUCUCUUUUUUCCUGUUCUUGUUAUUCAUCUUCCUCUUUCUCAAUCGAUCGAUUAGCCCGAGCUUCUACUUCGUUUUUCCUUUAUUUUUCUUAGGAAAGAUGUCAGAUGCUUUAAUCAAUGGAUUGGCUGGAGCUGGAGGGGGAAUCAUCGCUCAGCUCCUCACAUAUCCCUUACAAACUGUUAAUACUCGUCAACAGACCGAACGAGAUCCAAAGAAGUCGAACGGGAAACUCGGAACAAUUGAACAAAUAUGUCAGGUUGCUAAACAAGAGGGAUGGGGGCGUUUAUAUGGAGGCCUGACGCCAUCGUUGGUUGGAACUGCUGCAUCACAAGGUGUUUACUACUAUUUCUAUCAAAUAUUCAGGAACAAGGCAGAAGCUUCUGCACUUGAUCGCUUUAAGAAAGGGACCGGUGAUGGAUCAGUUGGAAUAUUGUCGUCGCUUGUGGUGGCUGCGUUAUCUGGGUGCAUGAAUGUGCUGUUGACCAACCCAAUAUGGGUAGUUGUUACUCGAAUGCAGACUCACACAAAAUCCUCAACAGAACAAAAGCCUUCUGAGAGUUCUUCAGUUAUGCCAGAUGAAGCAAUUCUUGCUGCAGUGGAGCCUCCUCCCUAUGGGACUAGCCAUGCUGUGCAAGAGCUCUACAAUGAAGCUGGUGUUUUGGGUUUCUGGAAGGGCGUUUUUCCAACACUCAUGAUGGUUAGCAAUCCCUCGAUACAGUUCAUGUUGUAUGAGACCUUAUUAAAGAAGCUAAAGGCCAGGCGUGCCUCAAGGAACAAGGGAAAUAAUGGGAUAACUGCUUUAGAGAUUUUUCUUCUUGGAGCUAUUGCUAAACUUGGAGCAACUGUGGUGACUUAUCCAGUCCUUGUGGUGAAGGCAAGGCUUCAGGCUAAACAAGUUUCUGGAGUAGACAAAAGACAUCAUUAUAAAGGCACACUUGAUGCAAUCACGAAGAUGAUCCAAUAUGAAGGCUUGUCCGGGUUUUAUAAGGGGAUGAGCACAAAAAUUAUACAGAGUGUGGUUGCUGCUGCAUUCCUGUUCACGGUUAAGGAAGAACUUGUGAAGGGGGUCCGUCUGCUGGUGAAAAAGGAUGCGAAACUGAUUAAUGUAGUGAGAUCUGUGCCCCCAUGAUAUUUGUUGUUCACUUUGUUCUUUUCUUUCUUUGUAUUAGUUUGUCAUUUAUUUGACAUUCUUAGUGCCCAUUGCUGGGCAGAAACUGUAAAUUGGAGAUGAAAUGCCAAUGUUGGCAUUCUUGUACCUUACAAUAAAUGGAAAUUAAAAAAAAAAAUCUUCAAAAAGGUGGAAACUGUUA